Messenger RNA from Paramecium octaurelia, 361 nucleotides. The record is from the annotation of a GenBank genome assembly. NCBI's taxonomy places the organism in Eukaryota, Ciliophora, Oligohymenophorea, Peniculida, Parameciidae.
AAAUAAUGCAUUCCGAUCCAAUUUUUGUAUUUAUGGCUUCAAAAGGAUUAUCCGAUAAGUUAAGGAAGAAAGUCAAAGGCAAGAUUUGCUUCAAAGUAAUUAGAGGAUCUGAACAUAAACUUUGGCUAAUUGAUAUUGAUAGCAAAAAAGUAAUACCAGAUACAAGUAAAGAUGCUGAUACCAUUUUCAACAUUUAAGAUGAUGAUAUGGUUUGCUUUUCUAAGGGAUAAACGAAUCUAAGGACAUUGUUUAUGAGAAAAAAGUUAGUCAUAGAAGGAGAGUAUUGAUUUGUAAAUAAUUUAGUUUUGCAAAUGCUAUUCGAUUCACUAGUGAUUUAUUACCAAAAAUGCCUUUACUAUGA